GACUCACGGAGAUUGACAUUUUUUAAAGCCACGGAUCGCUCCCUUCCCUUUUAGGGGCCUCAUUCCUCUACUUCUAGCACCAAAGUGUUGACGUGCUUUCUCCCCACUUGCCCUUUGAAAGUCCAUCUUGUACGGGAAUGCUGAGGUGUUUGCUGUUGAUAGUUCAACACCUCACCCCUGGGAAAGAAACAAGGAGAUCCUGGAAACCCUGUCUUUACUGCAAGGAGCAGAUCUCCCAAGGAGGAAAUCUGAGACACUGGGGCCAGAAGGUUGAGAACCACUGAACUAAGGGAUCUUUCUCCAGCAACACUGGGCACAUCCUGUGGUAUCAGCCUUCCUCGGAGACCAAUUUAAGAAAUGUCCAGCUGGGAGACCUAAGACAGACUUCAUUGAUGAAAGCCAGGCUGAAACACCCAAACUCCGGUACUUCUCUGAAUACUCUUUUAUGGCAUCUCCACGGAGCUGGCAUCGCCUACAUUGUGGAUACUCCUCUUUACCAGCGAGUGUACUUCUCCCAGAGGGAGCUUCUUUUAUCCUUGGCUAGGCCCGGUGUUGGCUAAAUUUGUGGUUUUAAGAAAACCCGAGCCUGCAGGCAGCCGCCCUGGGAGAAGCCCUUUCCGUGGGCAGUCGGAACCUUCUGGACCAGAGGAGAAGCCGUCCCCUCACCUGGACUUAUGACCCGCGGCUUCGCCCCCAGCCUGCCCGCCGAGGUCCACAAGAUGGGCUCCUUCCGCAGGCCCCGGCCGCGCUUCAUGAGCUCCCCGGUGCUCAGCGACCUGCCCCGAUUCCAAGCCACCCGCCAGGCCCUGCAGCUGAGCUCCAACUCGGCCUGGAACAGCGUGCAGACCGCCGUGAUCAACGUUUUCAAAGGCGGAGGCUUGCAGGGCAAUGAGCUCUAUGCACUGAAUGAAAACAUCAGGCGGCUGCUGAAGAGUGAACUCGGAGCUUUCAUUACAGACUAUUUCCAGAACCAGCUUCUUGCGAAAGGACUGCUGUUUGUGGAGGAGAAGAUUAAGCUGUGCGAAGGUGAAAAUCGCAUUGAGGUUCUGGCUGAAGUCUGGGACCACUUCUUCACUGAGACCCUCCCCACCCUGCAGGCCAUAUUUUACCCCGUUCAGGGCCAGGAGCUGACCAUCCGCCAGAUCUCCCUGCUGGGCUUCCGUGACCUGGUCCUGCUGAAGGUGAAGCUGGGCGACCUGCUGCUGCUGGGCCCGUCCCAGCUGCCCCCGUCCAUCGUCCAGAUGCUGCUCAUCCUGCAGAGUGUUCACGAGCCCACGGGCCCCAGCGAGGGCUGUUUGCAGCUGGAGGAGCUAGUGAAGCAAGUGGUCUCUCCUUUCCUGGGCGUCAGCGAGGACCGCGGCAUCUCGGGCCCCACGUACACGCUGGCCAGGCGCCACUCCCGGGUCCGGCCCAAGGUCACGGUCCUGAACUAUGCCUCCCCGAUGGCCACCGGCGGCCGGCCCCUGAAUGAGAUGGCCCUGACCCCUCUGACGGAGCAGGAGGGGGAGGCCUACCUGGAGAAGUGUGGCAGCGUCCGGCGGCACACCGUGGCCAACGCCCACUCGGACAUCCAGCUGCUGGCCAUGGCCACCAUGAUGCACUCGGGCCUAGGCGAGGAGCCCAGGGCCGAGGACCAGUGCCUGCUCCUGCCACCCCGCUUCUCGCCGCCCCACCGCCAGUGCUCCAGCGAGCCCAGCAUCACCGAUGGCCCCGAGGAGCUGGAGGAGGUGGCCGGGGGCUGCCCGGAGGACUUGGAGGCCAACUGUGCCUCCCUCAGCUGACUGCCCACCGGGGCACCUCCCAGCGCUGCCCAGCAGCCAGCCUGAGGACAGCCCCAUUCUGUGACUCACCAGCGGGCGCUUCCUUGGGGGCAAGGCUGCCUCGUGUCUUCUUGGGGACAAGCCUAGUCUGAGUGCCCGGGGGGAAUCCCUGUUGUCAACCUCUCCGUUUUUGUGCCUGUGACCACCUGUUCGCAGCCAUGCAGACCCAGCGGCCUGGUGCCCACUUUCUGAUUUCCUGCCUGGCCUGCCUGACCCGGGGUUCAUCUCUGGGCUUCCCCCCUCAGAUCCUGGACUGCCCAAUGCCCCCCAGGACACAGCCCGGUGCCCGUGGCGUUGCUGUGGCAGGAGGCUGUCUGGGCCACGCCUAGAGCCCAAAAGGAUGUGCAGGAGUUCCCCUCUGGGUCUGGUGAUGCAGAGGCCAGAGGCGUGUGGGUGAAAAGGUACCUCUCCUUCCCUGUUUGUGGGGAGUGGAUGGAGACGCAGCCCCUACCCAGCAGGGCCCUGGGAAAGCGCCUUCCUCCUUUUAGUUUCAGGAUUACAGGGAAAGAGUUGCCCCCUGGUGCUGAGGGUCCCCUAUGUCACAUCGUCACAUCGUCACAUCCCGGAAGCCACCAGGUUGGAUGAAGCCUCUGCAUUUCCCCCCAGGCUUCCUCCCAAACUCACAGAACCAGCCUCCCUGGGGGCGGUGCCUUCCUCCCUCUCUGAGACCGUUCUCCUGUUGUGGGUGAAGGGCCGAAGGGCCGGCUGAUACCAACCAAUUAGUCUUGUUCCUGGAUUUGACUUGAAUUUUUAAAAUGUGCGUCGUUUCAAAACCCAUUGUUUGCGAAUAUUUGCACGGAGGGUCUCGCCCUGCUCCUUCCCACUGGAGUGUGUCUUCAGCACCCUCCGGGAAAGGGGACGGAGCGUUUGGGGGGGGUGAAAGGGAUCUGCCGUGGGCAGGGCUCACGGGCUACAGAACUCCGGAAGCAGCUGGGCUGGGAUCCAGAAUGGCCUGUAUUUGUGAGUGUCGUGGUUUGUAGGAGGAGCCGCCGCAGUGAGGUAGGGAGGCAGCUGCGCCCUGAGCAGAGGCUGUAGCAAUGGAAGGUCUCCGUGCUUUACUGUGGGGAGUGGGGGCGGAGAGUAAGGUGGGAGUUUAUAGGACCUUUUGGAGAGAUGUUCAUUUCCUGUGACUACAGGGAAUUCAAAUGCCUGGAGUUUCUAACCCCUGAGGCCUCCAAAUGCCUUUUGUAGCGCGCUGUCUCCUUACCGCUGCUGCCAGGGCUGGGUUUCUGUCCACCAGGAACCUCUGUUCUCUUUGUCUUUGCCUAUUGGCCCCACUCGGAACAGCUCCAGAAGGGAAGAGAAGGCUCCCCGGGACCCUUCUGGCACCUUCUGGGUAUCCUGUUAGGCUUGGAAAGUUUGUUAAUAAAAAUCUGAGAGGCGAGAGCCAGCUUGGCUUCGAAUGAGGCGGGAGGAGGCCACGGGGGGAUGAGGGCAGGUUCGCCACCAGCAGGGGAAGGGCCUUCUGGGGGCCUCUGAGCCUGGACAGCAUUCCCCUCCCGGGCGGAGAUCCAAACCAUGACCAGAGCUGUGCUCUGGGUGGCUGCUAAUUUGGAGCUUGUGUUUUAACAAGUUGUUUCAUGUUCAUCCUUCCACGAGAGUGACGGGAGAUCUGAGAACGUCAAACAAACACAACCAAACUCUCGGUGGGUGUGCGGCACAAAACCCACACGUUGGCGGAUGUGCGUUAGCAGACGGAGCAUCAGUAGGUAACAGCACGGGAUGUGCUUAAUGGAUGGCUUCGGUCCAUUAGCACACGGAGCACUUGAGACUGGGCUGUAUUGAUCCAGGCAAAGUAAUUAGUCAUGCUUGGGUUUGUUUGUGGGCUUUUGGUUUUGGUUUUGUUUUUUUUUUUCGUUUACAACGUUAGCACUGCAUACGUGUUUCAAUGCCUUUUCCAUAUAGUAAGUGGCCCCGAUGCAGAUAGCGGUCAACGAAACACGUGCGCUCCCAGGUGGAGAAGGGGAGGGUCAGUCCAGACCCAGGGAACUUGACUUUGCUGAGUGCUGUUAGCCAGUUUCACCUCUGAUGUCCACACCGGGUGUUUGCACAGUAAACACUUCAGACUGUACCUGUCCACACGCUAUUGAUGUUCAUGGGCAUUCCAGCCAUCAGAGGGCCCGCAGGAGUGGUAGCUGGCGUGUUUUAACACUUUCUCCCCUUCACGACAUGAAGAUCCCUUUUCGUCGUUGAUCUUCCUGUGGCUGAGGUUCAAGGACAGGAAGCGAUCACUUUAGACUCCCAGUGAGCUCACAAACCCAAAAACCUUUCAUGCUGCCCGUUUCCGAAACGGAUCCAAUAAACGUCAUUUCGUCCACACCACCUUCCCUGCUCCCUGGGGUGGCGCCUGGACUGGAUCUGCCAGCGCAGCAAAGCAUUGGGCGUCCUGUCCUCACGCUCUGUCCCCGCUUUUCCUGCCUCCACGUUCCUUUUCCUGUUGCCUCCCCUUGGGGUUCGGCAGCGGCCUUGCCCAGCUGGCCUCCCGGGGUUUUGCUUGCCGCCCUUGUCUGGAUGGGCAAGUCAUUUCCUGGAGCAACGGCCUAUCUACGGAGCCUGGAAAACACCAUACAGAGUCUGGGAAGGCGUUAGAACCUCUGCCCAAAGCGGCCUGGUCUCUGGGUGUUUGGGUUCAGGGGGAUGCUCACCCUACUUACUCAUGGGUGUCUCCUGCAUUCCCCUCUAGUUUGGUUUGGCAGAAAGAAUUUAUGAUGUUUUACUCUCGGCCUAAGUUUUCCUAGGAGGGCAAGAGCAGCAUCAGCCCGAGGCCUCUGAAGGCUUAGGAAGCGCAUUUAUAGAGGCAUGACCUGAACUGAGAGAUGGUCCUGGAGGACGGAGAGGGGGGAGUGUGUACACUUUUGUUGAGUCUUCCAAGGUUGUUGCUAUGGGAAACAGCCGCCACGCAUUCAGCCUCGGCAGGUUUCAGUUCUCAGGGCACCACCGCAUCCACUCACCCGUCCACUCAUCAACCCAUCACGUGUGUGGAGCUGCCACUGUGCCUGGGCACUUUUCUUGGUGCUAGGGAUACAUGAGGGAUGUCUCCAGGUGCCUGUGUUUUGGGAGCUUACAAUCUUAUUAAGCCAACAGGAAUUUCAAAUAAAGAACCACACCUGAUGGAAUAAAAUGGCAAAAGGCAGUUGAGUAGAGGGUUACCUGAAGUGAGGUGGCUAGAGAAGGUUUCUCUCUUUUUUAAAAAAAUACUUUCAAAGAGGAAGGGAGAGAGAGAAACAUCAAUGAUGAGAGAGAAUCACUGAUUGGCUACCCUCUGCAUGCCCCCUAUCGAGCUG
This is a messenger RNA of Myotis myotis, 5104 nucleotides long. It is a transcript of the gene PRR5L, whose product is annotated as proline rich 5 like. Gene Ontology annotation, biological process: TORC2 signaling. The record is from RefSeq and is a predicted model, not a curated record. Lineage: Eukaryota; Metazoa; Chordata; Mammalia; Chiroptera; Vespertilionidae. The coding region runs from base 675 to 1781 and encodes 368 amino acids. Gene Ontology annotation, cellular component: TORC2 complex. The transcript is spliced from 11 exons.